This is a messenger RNA of Exophiala dermatitidis NIH/UT8656, 6031 nucleotides long. RefSeq lists its product as uncharacterized. Bases 427 to 4644 code for a protein of 1405 amino acids. NCBI's taxonomy places the organism in Eukaryota, Fungi, Ascomycota, Eurotiomycetes, Chaetothyriales, Herpotrichiellaceae. The record is from RefSeq and is a predicted model, not a curated record. The transcript has 4 exons. Gene Ontology annotation, molecular function: metal ion binding.
UUCACAGCCUGCAUCUCUCUCUAUUAUGUCCUCUGUCUUUGUCCUGUACAUGGCAAUUUUUAGUUUAUGAACAUUCUUGCGAAUUAUUCAUUCAUUAUACGAAAGGACUGCUGCCGUGUCACAUUUGGCAGCCAAGUGCUUUUUGUCGUUACCGCGCGUGCCAGUGUGGCCCUUGAUACGCUCUAUUAGCUCUAUUACGCCGAAUGCCACCUUUCACUGCCAUUCCUGAUUCCCAAUCUUUACCAUGGCGUAUUAACAAGAAUGACAAGGUGGCAAAUGUCCUCAGUCUGAUCAGCGGAUAAGGCGGGUUGUUGGGAUGUCGCACGGACAGUCUUGCGUUACGUCGCACGCUCCAAAGUCUCAGGCGUGGAGAAGGAAGAGGCUGACGUGACAUGAGACCUCAUCACUCUGGUCCGGCCUGCCAAUAUGGCCGCAGCAAACUCGAACCUUUCAAACUCUAGAGAUGCCUUUGGCUUUUCGCCCUCUUCAGUUACUGGUGAUGUUACUACGCCCCAUGGUCGAGUCGACACCAUUCGGAGGAACGAAAGCUAUGAAAGUGCAUCCGCCGAUACGAGUUGCGCCCCCACCACCUCUGUAAAACCUCCGGGAGGGCCUGAAUGUGCCAUGAGUCCGCCACGCGAACCCAGAUCGAUGAGGCGCAUGAUCACACCUCCGCCGAUUUGCAGAGGGGACUCUUAUAGACCGACUGAACCUCGUGAAUCUCGUCCGAUUUCUUCGUACGAUUCCUAUCGACCUGCCGAACGUCGCUAUACCCACGAAGCGGGGAGUCGAAAACAGGUACAGGCGCCUGACCGUUAUAGACCUGCGCCUGACCGCUACAGUGACAAGUCUCAUCACACGGACACACUAGAGCCCCCACAGGAACUUGUACAUGGCCAACGCACAAGUGUGAGACGUCAACCACAAGGACAUGAAAAAGAACAGCAUGGGCGAGACAGCGACGUCAUGAGGGAAUUAGCUGGGCCUACUCCUUUGCGUGCUGAUGCCUCCCAAGUGAAGCCAAAAAGUUCGGCGAACAAGAUACAGCGGUCUUUCAGCCCGGUCCAGCCCCUUGAUGGCUGGCCAGGUAGCGGAGGACGGAGCAUUGCUCAGAAUAGAGACAGACCAGCAGAUAGACGUGGCGAGGGACUUAUAAAUGAUGGUGGACCUGAUCUGCCACUGUUCGAGGAGAAUCGCCCGACUGGAGUAACAUCUCCUCAGGGACUUGCCUGUGUUGCGGGCUCCUUGACUCAAAAGGGACGUCUGGUGGCAUCAGAGAAAGGCGACCUGGCGGAUCUCUCUGAAAGACACAGCACCCCAAGACAUGCGAAGGAGUCUACCGGGAUCCAGACCACCCGCCUCGCCAACGAGGAGACUGCGUCCAACUCCUCAACAGUGACAUCGCGAAGCAAGAGGGUCUGCAAAGGUUGUGGAGCGGCAGGCAGCGGACUAGCUCCGCUUGUACCUUGCAGCAGAUGCCGCAAAGGAUACCAUGACCGCUGUGGGACUCCCAGGCCGCAGAGCAGUGCUAGAGCGGAGGACUUCGUUUGCGGGCGUUGUCUGCGCAGACAGUCGCGCGAGACUCCCGGCAAGAGCGAGUUGGACAGCAGCCGCAGCAGCGGCAUCAUCGUCCAUCGUCACUCCCCUCUAAGCGUACACCCAUCUAUGCCAUCUCUUGCGGCGUCGAGUCUACUGAAACUUGCCUCGAUCGAUUUGCUUGGCACGCGAACCCAGAAUGAAAUCGAGCAGGAUGAGGGCGCGAACACGCCCCCCAAGCUUGAAGAGGAGCCCAAGCCUACAUGGGACAAUUCGCCUCCAGCGAUAGUAGGCAGUGAUAGAAGAACAUCUUCCAUUUCUGCCGAUGCAAUGCAGGGUACUCUCUACAAGCAUAUGACAUGUCCGCAUUGGAAAUACACCAGCUGUCUGUUCGCAGAAGCUCAUUGCCUCUACGCUCACAGAGAAACUGGCCGCGUCGCGCCCUAUGGAGACUCACCAGCGAGGGACUUUACCUGCCCAGGAUGGUUUCAGGGACAGUGCCGCAGGAGUGCGUCCGAAUGCAAUCUUGCUCACAGAGACACAGGUCUAUACAUCGGGCCAGAUGGUAAGCCAUCGCGAAAACAUAUCACGUGUUACUUCUGGAACUUCGCCGAUUGCAAGAAGCGCGAAGCAGAUUGUCCGUAUGCCCACAAGGACACCGGACUACUGGCCUGGCAGCCUUAUAGUGUCACGGAUGCACCCACAGGCGUAAACUCGCUGAGGUCUUACGAGUGUCACCGCUGGCAGAGUACCGGCAAAUGCCCAUGGCUUGACAGAGGAUGCCCAUACAUGCAUUCUGGGACAGGCAAGUCGUAUAAGGGUCUGUCCACAUCGUCAGAGGCCCAGAACAUUGGCGACGUUCACCCAAUACCUUGCGAUACUAGUUCUACUUCACGAUCAGGGGGAUUCUUACCGUCCUGGGCUGGGAAUUCACGGCCAACCCCCGUCUUCAUUGAACCAGCCAUUCCAGUCGGGACAAAAGAAAGUAAGCUUGAAAGCAUGGCUACUGCGGAUAAUGCCAGCAAAUCCGGAAUAGCCACCGUACAAUCUAAUCAUGCCUUGGCUAAUUCUUCAGCAAAUGGCCUUCACAUCCCAUCUGGAGGGGCUAGCGAAUCCACUAGCCAUCAAGAUGCCACGUCCGCAGACUCUUCCUCAAAAGCAGUCAGACACAUGGCGAAGAGGCGCGUUUCCUCAUUCGACCCGCGAAAAAUCGGUGCAGCUGGUGCGGUUAUUAAACCCGCUAGACCAGAAGCUUCAGGCCCAGAAGUGGCUCAAGGCUCAGAAUACAGUUCAACGUCGCGAGCAAAUGUGGAUUCUUGCAACAAGCAGGGAACAGGCUCUGAUGUUGACAUUUCAAAGCAGAAGUUGUGUGAAGGGUGCCAUAAGCCCAUCUUUGGAUCAAUCACCCGUUGCGUGAGAUGCUCAGUGAACCUCGGGCCCCCAAAGAAAACAAGUGAAGCCCCCGACGAGGAAGCGGUUGGUACUGAGCUCUGUAGCCCCCUGGCUUCCCAGCAGCAUUUCUCACAGGCCCCAGGAAAUCUGCGGUCUACGUCUCCACCAUCCCUCCAGCAGUACCUGAUGCCCAAUACCCUCAAAAGGCCACUGGCCGAAAAGGUGCUGUUCAUUCCGAGGAAGAAACCAAAGCUGUCUCAUCUGACCAUCGAGAAAGCCACAAAUUCCCUCCGGAGGACAACUGGAGAACUUCAACCGGGAUCCGCCAUUGGCGCCAUUGGGGUGGCUACGCCGCAGGAAAUACCUUCGUUGGAGCAGUUGACACUCAUGGGUUUGGUCGAACGUGACAGUGCGAGGAAAGAGACCGCUACCAAUACCAGAACGUUGGAACCGGCCGCAACAGGAGAGCACAUCAAGCAUGAGGAGGUGAUCGACGACAUGCGUAUUACAGACACGAUUGACGGAAAUCCCUCCGACGAGAGCCAGAUUGCAUUGACCAGAAUUACUGAAAUUCGACCUCGUAAGAGCCGGGCCGAUGCCCUCCAACAGGAUGACCAAGAGGAUGAUAAUAUCCCUCUCAUACAGACUCGCACAUUGCACAGGAUGACGGCUGAUGCUCUUGAAGACGAUGAGGAUGAUAAUAUCCCCCUCAUGCAAACUCGGAUAUCGCGCAGGAUGAUCGCCGAUGCCAUUCUAGAUGACGACGAUGAGGAUGAUAAUGUCCCCCUCAUGCAAACUCGGACGUUGCGCAGGAUGACGGUAGUAAGCAGGCCAGCUGUAACCAUGUCCGACAUCGAGUUUGAAGCCGACGUGCGACCGAAGGUAACGACGGGUCUCGACCAAAACAGUGAGAUGGAUUCAGCAGACAUUUCUGUGGUAUUCAGCGAGGGCCGGAAAGAGAGUGUUCUUUCGUCAACAACUCAGCCGAGUAUGACCGGCAGAGUAGGCUCAAGGUCAAACGAGGGUCAUGACUCUCCAGACGUGGCAAAGAUUCAUGAACCCGUGAUGGCCCUACCAGUUUCAAACUCAUCAAGCUGGCCCACUGGGGAUCGUGAGGAGGCUGUCGCCCGGUUGAAGGCACGAGGCGUCGUGUUUGAGCCAGAUUCGGAAUCUGAUGCGGAGUCAGGCGCGGAAGAAGACGGCAUCCGUUCAGUGUAUCAACCGGCCCAACAACGGGUCGACCCACUCUGGAAGCCGCAGCGAUCACUGAACCUCUUUGACCUCUUAGAUGCCAAGGAUCAUAAUACGCCCCCGGAAUUCAUACAGCCACUGAGGCAGGCACGACCUUCGAAGAAACAGCUCGUCGGCAACCUGCUCCAAUACCAGUGUCGAGAACAGAAAAGGAGAUUCGGCAAUCCUCAUCAGGAGGUGAACCGUCCUUUUGAAGACAUGGAGGUCCAAGCAUAUAUCCAGCGAGAGGUUCGGCAGGACACGCCAGAUCCAUUCGCAGUAGGCCGACUUGAAAAGAAGAUGGUGUCUAUGCCGAUGGUCGAGUUCCUUGGCAUGCCCAAGAAGCCAGUGGUUGCGCUGGGUAAAACAAAGGAUGAAUUGGUCUUCAUAGAAGGCAAAGAUCCGCGACCAGGUUGGCGUUCGCAUGGGUCCUUGAGAGCCAGGAGGAUCAAGGAGGAUGAAAAAUUCCCGUUUGUGUACAGGUGAUACGACCUGGGGCUGGAUUCUGACAGGGUUGAAUGGGCUGGGAAUUGUUACUAGUACCUAGGGAUACAUCGGCAUGGGGUGAAAAGCAGUGAAAGUUGGAGUUCAAGGCGACUAUGAUACCCCUUUGCGUGUCACGUUAAGGCGCCCGUCUUUAUGCGUGGACGCGACGAUGAUGAUGUUUGUUGUUUGCGCAGUUUGAGCUUAUGGAUCGCUCGAGUCUAGAUGAUUAACGGCAUAUUGUAUUUCUGCACCACUGCCCAACUUGUCUAGAGAAAAAACCACUCGAUAUUCCACAGCUUGUAUUCCCAAAGCGCCUAUAACACCCUACUUCGAAAGCACGGCCGGUGGAUACGGCCCUCAGAAGACAUAAAUGCCUCGGCCUGACCCGUUUGUGCAGAAAAUGAAGGAGAGGUCCGAGGCGGCUUAAUGGCCCAAGAUUAUUGAAAACUAUGACGAUAUGACGAUCAAUCAGUAAAAGAACGUUCUCCAAGCUGGUGCUUCUAGUAGGGGAAGACCAGCCUGAGGACCAGGAAUGCCGAGUUAGGCAGGGUUCAGCGGGAGUCGGAGGGAGUUGGAGCCCUUGAAAGCGAGUGGGCGUAGGUGUUGGGCGUGUGUGGUUCGAUUGGAUGUUAGCCGCUCACCUAUCCGGGCGCAUUUCCAGAAAAUGCCGGUGACGCUGAUUAUUGGAAACGAGAAAUAAAAUUAGCAAAAUGACAAUGACAAUGAUGGCGGAGCGUGAUCAGAGUUGAAAAGAAAAGAAAGAAAGAAAAGGAUUGGGAGAUGCGGUAUAUUCGUUUGUGUGUCUUCUUUUUCCUUCGCUUCUGCUUCUGCUUCGUAGCAGGGCAGCUUGUGGUGGACUGAAAGCAGAAGCAGAAGCAGAGCCCCGGAGAGGACAAACAGACAGGUCUGCAAUGGCAAGAGAAGAAACGCCGGACACAAGGAAUGAAAGCCAUCUUGGUGGAUAUUCGGAAGGAUUGGACGUCGGGAAGAAAGAAAAGGGAGGUGAUGUGGAUUAUCAGGGUGGAUUGAUAGUAGCAGUGAAGGAGGCACCCAACUCGGAAAGAACCUUCCUCCUUAGGCAAUGCCAGUGCCUGGCUGCUUGAUGCCUAGAACUUACCCGUCUUUAUUCCGAUCCAUGACGCUGGGGAACAUGGAGUGCACGUAUGUCGAGGUGCAUAUGAUCAAUAGGAUGACCAGCAGGAGAGAUUGGAAGUUGAAGAUGGCCGUCUAUAAUGCAUCCAGGUUGUUAGUGGUCACUGGUCAAUCGUUGACUAUUGUCCAGAAGUCGGGCGUGUUCUAGAGUCAAGGAUGGAGAUGGAUGUCAAAGGCUAAAGGUAAAGAGGCACAGUAGAGGUAGAGAGCAACAACUUGGAGCAACUUACCAUGG